Molecule: messenger RNA, 1062 nt
Organism: Euleptes europaea (tarantolino)
Lineage: Eukaryota; Metazoa; Chordata; Lepidosauria; Squamata; Sphaerodactylidae
Product: gastrula zinc finger protein XlCGF8.2DB-like
Exons: 2
Coding region: 1-1062 (353 amino acids)
Biological process (GO): regulation of cytokine production; regulation of immune system process; negative regulation of transcription by RNA polymerase II
Source: RefSeq, a predicted model, not a curated record
AUGAUCAUCCCAUCUGGAUGGAAAGGUGAGGGAGGGGAGAGCAAGAGGAAUAGUGAAUCCCCUGGAAAGUCAGGGGAAAGAGCCUGCAGCAGAGGAAGGGAAGAGAAGAUCAGGGAGACAGAAACAGAAAAGACGAAUGCAUCCUCUGCUCCUCCAAGCCGUAACACCCAUGAAAUCUUAGUCCAAGACAAAUCUGAGAAAGAAGAGGAAAGGAGCGAGUGUCUUCUGUGUGGUGAACGCUUCAGCUGCAAGGCAGGCCUUCGUGCUCACUGGAGGAUCCAUACGGAGGAAAAGCUAUUCAAAUGCUCUGAGUGUGGGAAGAGUUUCAGCCGGAGGGAAAAACUAAUCAGGCAUCAAGGGAUUCACACUGGGGAGAAGCCCUACACUUGCCUGGAGUGCGGGAAGAGCUUCAGCCGGAGAGAUAAACUGAUCAGGCAUCAAGGGAUCCACACGGGGGAGAAGCCAUACAAAUGCUUGCAGUGCGGGAAGAGUUUCAGAGACAGAACAGAUCUCACUUCACAUCUGAGAAUACAUACAGGGGACAAGCCAUAUAAAUGCCCCGAGUGUGGAAAGAGCUUUAGCCAGAGCUCGUACCUGGCCUCCCAUCGAACCAUCCACACUGGGGAGAAGCCAUACAAAUGCCUGGAGUGCGGGAAAAGCUUCCUUUGGAACCACAAGCUUCAGUCCCACCAGAGAAUCCACACAGGUGAGAAACCAUAUCAGUGCUCCAUAUGUGGGAUGAGUUUCAGUCAGAAAGUGUACAUUACUGCACAUGAAAUAAUGCACACAGGGAAGAACCCCUUCGAAUGCUUUGAGUGCGGCAAGAACUUCACCCGCAGCACGACCCUGACGACGCAUCAGAGAAUCCACACUGGUGAAAAACCCUUUAAAUGCUCCGAAUGCGGGAAGGGUUUUGUUAAGAAUUCUGCACUGACGCGACAUAAGAGGAUCCACACAGGGGAGAAAACGUACAAACGCCCGGACUUCGGUGUGCGGUUUUCAGAUUGUUCGUCUCUUACGAAGCAUCAACAAGUUCUCGCAAGGGAGGAAUUGUUUGAAUGA